CUAUUUUUCCCUCCAAAAACCCUAACAAGCAAACAAUGUAACAACUUCCCCAAAACUCCUACAGAGGAGAGAACUCAGUCGGUCCAGCGUAGACUCAACCAUCCAUGGCUUCUCCCAGAGGCGAUAUUGACGACGAAGAAGAAAUCUCCGGCACUGACAAAGAUGACGCUCUCGAUGAAGACAUGGAGGCCCUGAGGAGAGCUUGUAUGAUAACCGGCACAGACCUCAACGAUAUUAAAGCUGCUUCCGCCGAUGCUGCUGAUGCCUCCGAUGCCGAAGGCAACAGCGAGGAUGUCGAUGAUAUUGAAUUGGUUCGAAGCAUUCGAGAACGAUUCUCGAUUCCUCAGGUCGAUAAUCCGCCUAUCUUUAUGAAGCCUCUGAGGUCCAUUCCGCCGGUCACUUCUGACGACGAAGAAGAUGAUUUCGAAAUCCUCCGUGCGAUCCAGAUGCGGUUUUCUAGAUACCAAAGCGAUGCUCAUAAGAAUAAAAAGAACGACCAUUUACAUUCAUCGGAAUGGGGAACUCCCAAUGAUUUAUCUGUAGACAUAUGCAAUAGUGAGGACUUGGGCAGUGGCAUGCUCAAUUCUGAAGGCACACAUAAUGUCUCUCAGCCUUUGGAAUCUUUUGGUGGCACGGGUCCUGGAAAUCAGCCAUCUUGUUCCUUUGAGUGGCAUCAACCUGAAGCUCGUAAGUUAUCUCCAUUACCACUGAAAUAUUCCAGCUUCCCGAAGUCAGGACAGAUGUUUAUUGAUACCAUUAAGAAGAACAGGUCCUGCCAGAAAUUUAUUAGGAGCAAGCUGAUUCAGAUUGAAGCAAGGAUUGAGGAGAACAAAAAAUUGAUGGAACGCGUCAGAAUCCUUAAGGACUUCCAGAUUUCAUGCAAGAAAAGAACUGGGAGAGCUUUAUCCCAAAAAAAAGAUCCUCGUGUCCAGUUAAUUUCACUUCCAAAGCCUAGGAGUUCUCAAAAUUUGAAGGUAAAUGAUAAAAAAGUUUCUGCCUUAUCUCUUGGUCCAGCUGAGAAUUCUCAUGUUGCCGAAUAUAAGGUGGUUUUGUCAAUGCUUCCACACUCUUUGAAUCGUCAACCUUGGACUAAUGUGGAGAAGGAAAACAUCAGAAAGGGAAUAAAACAACAAUUUCAAGAAAUGUUGCUGCAAAAAUCUAUGGAGCUCUAUGGUGAUUUGGAAGGAUCUGGAGAUUCAAAUGCCUUUGAUGAAAGUAUUGCAUCAAUCACUGAUCUUGAAAUCACCCCAGAGAAAAUUAGAUCAUUUCUACCUAAUGUUGAUUGGGAACGGUUAGCUUCCAUGUAUGUCUUGGGGCAUUCAGGUGCAGAAUGUGAAGCAAGGUGGUUGAACUUUGAAGAUCCUUUAAUCAAUCACAACCCAUGGUCCAAUAAUGAGGAUAAGAAGCUUCUAUUUAUUGUCCAGCAAAGCGGACUUUAUAACUGGAUUGACAUUGCAAGGGAAUUGGGAACAGGCAGAACUCCAUUUCAGUGCUUGGCUCGUUACCAAAGGAGCCUUAAUGCUCACAUUAUGAAACGUGACUGGACAGAAGAUGAUGAUGCUCAACUUCGUGCAGCUGUGGAAACUUUUGGUGAGGAUGAUUGGCAGCUAAUAGCUUCUAAUUUGGAAGGACGGACAGGCACUCAAUGUUCUAAUAGAUGGAGGAAAACCCUUCACCCUGCUAGGCAAAGGGUGGGGAGAUGGACUGCAGAUGAGGACAAACGAUUGAAAGUUGCUGUGAUGCUUUUUGGACCCAAAACAUGGAUGAAAAUAGCUCAAUUUGUACCUGGUCGAACUCAAGUUCAAUGUAGAGAAAGAUGGGUCAAUUCUCUGGAUCCAUCUUUGAAUCUUGGACCUUGGACCGAGGAAGAGGAUUCCAGGUUGAAAGCAGCCAUUUUGCAGCAUGGAUAUUGCUGGUCUAAGGUUGCAGCAUCUGUGCCUCCACGUACUGAUAAUCAGUGUAGAAGGAGAUGGAAGGUUUUGUAUCCACAUGAGGUGCCUCUAGCCCAAGCAGCUCGCAUGAUACAGAAAGCUGCUCUUAUAUCCAACUUUGUAGACAGGGAAGCUGAGCGACCUGCACUUGGUCCUCAUGACUUUCUUCCAUUACCGGGAAUGGAUUCUAAAUCCAAAACUAUGAAUGGAAAUAACACUCAGAAAGAAAAGAAGAAUUCAAGAGAGAAGCUGAAACCUAAGAAGAAAGAUACAACUACUUGUGAUGCUGGAAAGAAGAUUAACUCUAGGAAGUCCAGAACCAAAGCUCAAGUUUUCACUGAGGAGGUUUUGAGGUUAGCUAAUGUUAAUGAUGUUGAGGCCUCCAUGAGGGAUGAUACAAUUUCAAAGAAGCAGGAAAAGGUGCCUAAGCGCCAUGCAAAGGUAAGUAAGUGUACCAAACCAGCAGAAGAAAACCAAGGUCUAUCAUCUCCUAAUGAUCCAGAGUUUUUGAGGAUAAUGGAUGGUAAUGUUCAGUCCUCUAAAGGGGAUAAUGCCACUUUAAAGAAGAAAAAUCCACGCCCAAAAAGAAAUAAACAUGUUCAACCAGUUGAGGAUCACCAGUUACUUUUAUUGUCUCCUGAUAAUUCAUCAUUGUUAAGGAUAACUAAUGGUGAUGAUGUUGACCCUUCUGGUGGGAAUUAUGCCAUUUCAAAUAAAGAGAAGAUGCCUCUAGUAUUUUUGGAAGGCAGCAAAUCUACUGGACCGUCAAAAGACCAAGAUAUUCCUUUAUCUCCUAAUCAUUCACCAGUUUCAAGGAUGACAACUGAUGUUAAUAUUGUAGAGACCCUUGGUAAGGAAAGUAGAGCUUCAAAGAAGGUGCCUAAUCCAUGUCCAGAGAGGAAGAAAUGUAUCAUUACCAAUGGUAAUAAUGUUCAGAACUCCAGUGGGGAUAAUAGGGUGUUGAGGAAGAGUAGGAAAUCUAAGUUGUCUUCAAAGAGGGAAAAAAGUAUUGAUUCAGCGGAGAAGCAUCAAGAACUUCCAUUAGACACAGAGAAUUCAGCAGAUUUAAGGGUAAACAAUGGUGAGACCCUUGAUAAUGUCAAUGGGGAGACAAUCCCAAACAAGAAGAGGAAGGUGCUCAAUUCAUGUCGAAAGAGGAAUAAACAUAUUGAACUUGCAGGAAAAGCCCAAGAUCUUUCUUUGCCUCAAGAACAGUCAACAUUUGAUGCCAUUGCUGCUGCUUUGGAGAAGCCAACAGCAGUUGUUGUUGCUCAGCAGGACGGUUCCAAGGUUUCAGGGACUGAAAAUGGAUUGUGUUCUCAAGGGAAUCUUGAAACAAUGGAUGUGGAUGAUGCAUCACUUACUUCUCUGUUGCAUGAUGCAUUAAAGAAGAAAGUGAUGCCUAAGCCAUGUCCGAAGAGGAAGAAAUGUACUAUUACCAACGGUGAUAAUAGAGUGCUGAAGAAUAGUAGGAAAUCUAAGUUGUCUUCAAAGAGGGAGAAAAGUAUUGAACCAGCAGAGAAGAAUGAAGAACUUCUAUUAGACCCAGUGCAUUCAGGGGAUUUAAGGGUAAGCAAUGAUGAGACCCUUGCUAAUGUCAAUGGGGAUACAGUCCCACACAAGAAGAGAAAGGUGCUCAGUUCAUGUCGAAAGAGGAAUAAACAUAUUGAACUUGCAGGAAAAGCCCAAGAUCUUUCUUUACCUCGAGAGCAGUCAGCAUUUGAUGUUACUGAUGUUUCUUUGGAGAAGCCAACAGCAAUUGAUUCUGCUCUGCAGGAUAGUUCCAAGGUUUCAGGAACUGAAGAUGGAGUGUCUCAAGAGAAUCCUGUAACAAUAGACACAGAUGAUGUAACACUUGUUUCUCUGUUGAGUGAUGCGUUAAAGAAGAGAAAACUGAAGCUUGUUUGUAAUGGCAGUCAGGCUGUUUCUUUUCCUAGAAGGAAGAGAAAUAAAAUUUUGAAUAUGCUUUCUGAGAGACAACAUCCUGGGCAUUCAACACUGAACACAAUGGAUGCUAAUGAUGUUUCCUUGCAUGGAAUGGCAGGAAGAGAAGAUUGCUGCGAGCAGGGUGACCUUGGAAAAUCAACAAAUAAUGAUAGUGUUUUAGGUACUGCAGUUUCUAAUGAUGUUUUGUCUGUUUUUUUGUUGAGCAAGGACUUAAGUAAGAGAGAGCCUGCUGCUUCCUUACAGGGGAAUGAUGUUUCCACUAGCACUACUUUGACAGAGGAGGCAGUCUCCCUAAGAAAUCUGAAAAACGGCCUCCAUCAGAAAUCACUAAUCACAUCCAGUUCUGAUGUAUUGGGCAGUGAAUGUGGUGAGAAACAUCAACAUGAUGGGAAUGGAGUGGUGCCUCCGGUUAUGCAUGAUUGCACAACUGAAAAAUGAUAGGUAGUAAUAAUGAUAAACUAUUCUCUCACAACUAUAGUCUCAAAAAUUCUGCAUUGGGUUGAUGGUAGAAUCAUAUUUCCUUGUGAAGCAGUGGAUGAGUUGGUGAGUUUCAGCUUGGAAAUAAGUAUUGGGCAUAUAGUUCUCUUUACCCACUUGCAGCUCUUCACCUUCCCAUUUAAGUGGGGUUUCAUACAGAUGGUGUGGAUGUGACAUUUAAUAGAGGGAGAAACAAUAAACCUGCCAAACCCAUGACAAUGGCAGUUGAUCCCAUUGAUUUGUUCUCUCCAGUUAAUUGGAAUAUAGGUAACCUUAGCAUUGCCAACCAAGAUUCAACCAAAAUUUCUUAAGCAGGAUGGCAGCAUAAGUUCCAUCAAGUUCAUGUGAAAUGUCUUGGGUGGUUGCUUGCAGCAGAAAUAAGCUGAAGAUGAGCAAUUCUUGAGAUCCUUCUUACACUGCUUAUCGGGAAAGUGAAACUAGCUCUUAGAAGCUUGAGAGCUGCAUGUCAUAGAGAAAAUGAACUUGGAAUGAGCAGAAAAUGGGUCUUCAGAUUUUUUUUCUUCAUCAACGUGAAAACUUUUACAACUUUAUAAAUUCAUUGUAGAUAAGAGGUGAAAAAAUUGUCAUUUACAGAAUUGCACCAGUUGAUUUGAUACAUGUACAGUUGUGCUU
Nelumbo nucifera (sacred lotus) is the source of this 4988-nucleotide messenger RNA. It is a transcript of the gene MYB4R1, whose product is annotated as myb domain protein 4r1. The record is from RefSeq and is a predicted model, not a curated record. Gene Ontology annotation, molecular function: RNA polymerase III type 3 promoter sequence-specific DNA binding; RNA polymerase II cis-regulatory region sequence-specific DNA binding. Gene Ontology annotation, biological process: snRNA transcription by RNA polymerase II; snRNA transcription by RNA polymerase III. Gene Ontology annotation, cellular component: snRNA-activating protein complex. NCBI's taxonomy places the organism in Eukaryota, Viridiplantae, Streptophyta, Magnoliopsida, Proteales, Nelumbonaceae.